AUGCGCGCAGCUCUUCCUUGGACAAUUAAUGAUUUUCUUGCCCGUAGUAGCUUGUCCGGAUGGAGUGGACAGGGAUAUAAAGCCUGUCCUACAUGCAACGAGGAUACUACUUCUAUUCGAGUGAUUGGUAAGACAUCUUAUGUUGGUCAUAGACGUUUCUUGCCAUCCAAUCAUCGUAUGAGAAAAGACCGUGAAUUUGAUGGAAAUGUUGAGAAGAGACCUCCGCCAAGACGAUUUACUUGUUCUGAAAUAUUAGAACAAGUGAAUGCUCUAUCUGAACUAGCUCCGGGGAAACGAAAAAGAGGCGACACUGAAAAUAACUGGAGGAAAAAAAGUAUUUUUUAUGAACUUGAGUAUUGGAGUGCAAAUGAGUUGAAACACAACAUCGAUGUUAUGCAUGUUGAGAAUAAUGUUUGUGAUAGUAUCCUUGGCACUCUCUUGGAUAAUGACAAGUCUAAAGACACCACUAAUGCAAGACAAGAUUUGAAAAAUAUGAGAAUUCGUCAAUCCUUAUGGAUUUUCGAAGAUGUUCGUAAAAGAUUGCUAAAACCACAUGCCCCUUAUGUGUUAACUGCUAAUGAUAAGCAAUUGUUUUGUAAAUUUUUAAAGGACGUUAAAUUGCCAGAUGGAUUUUGUUCGAACUUGAAGAAGAAAGUAACUAAUGACAAUAUUGUUGGAUUGAAAUCCCAUGAUUGUCAUGUCAUAAUGCAAAGGUUACUUCCAGUUUGUAUUGGCAAGAACAAAGCAAGGCCGGAAGGAUCUAUUGUUGAAGGAUACGUUAUAGAUGAGGCUUCGACAUUUUGUUCCAUGUACUUCAAAGGUGUGCAUACAAAAUUCAACUGUCCUGAGCGCAAUGAAGAUGCUCCUAGUGUAUCUCGCUAUUUAACAGUGUAUAAAUCUCAAUGUCGUCCACUCGGUAAGCAAACAAUAACAACUCUCGAUGAGAAGACUCGCAAAAGAGCUGAGUGGUACAUAUUGCAGAAUUCUAGCGAGAUCGACCCUUAUAUGACAGAGCACCUUGAAAUAAUUGCACAGAGGGACCCGAAUGCCAACCAUAAUCUUUUACACAAAAAAGAAUUUUCUUCGUGGUUUCAUAAGAAGAUUUUUGAUUUGUAUAAGCUCGGGUCUUUAGAACACAGUGAUGAAUUGCUAGCUUUAGCAGCUGGCUAUGAUCUCGUUGUGUAUUCAUAUCCGGCAUGUAUAGUGAAUGGAGUUCGAUUUGUUGUACACAGUCGAGAUAAAGACCGUAACACUCAAAAUAGUGGGGUGUCCGUUGCAGGGACAGAAGGUUUUGACUAUUUUGGGCAACUUGAAGAAAUAUUGCAUUUGUCCUUUAGUGGUGCAUAUUCAAUUGUAUUAUUUCGGUGUAAGUGGUUCAACACAGAUCCGAGAAAGAAAAAAAUCAUUAUCGAAAAUAAUAUCACUAGCAUAAAUGUUAGUGGUGUAUGGUACAAAGAUGAUCCAUACAUUCUUGCCAGUCAAGCUAAGCAAGUUUUCUUUGUGGAUGAUCUAGUUAGAGGUCGUAAUUGGAGAGUUAUUCAUAAUGUCCAUCACCACCAAGUUUGGAAAAAUAUUUUGGCUGCUUCUAAUGAGACAGAUGAUGUUGAUGUUGUACAUGACACAAACUCAUCAAAUUUUACACUAUCAGUGGAUUUGGGGGAGUUGAAUGUCCAACGAACUAAUGAUUCUCCAACAAUUGUAGAUGACCCUCAAAGUUCUGAGAUGGUUGCAAAUGUUGAUGAUAGUAGGGAUGAUGAAGAUGAAGAAAUUGCAGAAGACCUGGAGGAUGAUUUGCUUAUUGAUCAUCUUGAAGAUGAAAUUGAAGAAGCGCCCGCAACAAAUUUGCAUUUCAUUAGUGAUGAUGAUUGUGAAUAA
Molecule: messenger RNA, 1875 nt
Organism: Cannabis sativa
Lineage: Eukaryota; Viridiplantae; Streptophyta; Magnoliopsida; Rosales; Cannabaceae
Exons: 4
Coding region: 1-1875 (624 amino acids)
Source: RefSeq, a predicted model, not a curated record